AUGCUUUGGGAAUAUAGGUCUUGGGGUUCGGCUGGUUUGUAUAGUAUGCAGCAAAUGACACUCGUUGGCUGGUUAGAAAGUGUUGCCAUCUUAGGGAGGUUGCUGUCUGCGUUAAUCUGUGAAUACUUGGACUGGGCACAACUCAAUCACACGCUCAAAGUUUAUCAACCCGAAUGCAAUUUGCAAAAAGACUCUUGGAAGUCUGAGCUAGGCUACUUUAGUAGCAACCAUGGUUAUGAGCUCAACAGAAAUGGAGAUCGACCUCUCCUUCUCGAUGUUCUUCAAGGUUUCUUGCAGUUCGAGACCAUGACAGAGACGACCAUGGGUGUUAAUUCAAGGAGAGAGUCAGAAACUGAGUCCUCAUCAAGCCUCGACUCCAGAAAUCCUCCACGUAGGUCAUCUGCUUUUGAUAGCUUACCUCCUCUACGAAGGUACACACAUCUCCAACUCCAUGUUAAGAAUUCUAAUGGUUAUGGUGUGUGA
This is a messenger RNA of Microthlaspi erraticum, 483 nucleotides long. NCBI's taxonomy places the organism in Eukaryota, Viridiplantae, Streptophyta, Magnoliopsida, Brassicales, Brassicaceae. The record is from the annotation of a GenBank genome assembly.